AUGGGAAAUUCCGUUCAAACUCGAAAUCGCCGAAUGUUUGGAAACCUCCUCGGCCACCUGAACCAAGCUCGCAGCCUGAUCAACAAGGAUCAGAAGCUCUUUGACAAGCAGGUACCAUUCUGCGUGUGGUUUGAUCGACCAGCGAAAACUGGAGCAGGACGCGAUCGAGCGCGAGCGAAAGGAGUCGGAACUGAUUCGCGAGACGCAGCGUCAAGUCACAAUGGAGGAAAGAAGGAGCAGCAGCGUCUGAACGAGCUGCAGCGCGAAGAGCGGAUAAAUCUGUUGAAGAAGUCGCUGCAGAAUCGCACGGCGGGGUUCCAAGCGCUGGGGAAGUUCGCGCGCACGGAGACGGAGCCUUCGAUCUAUUGGCUGCCUGCGAACGGGAACGAGGAGACGGCGAAGUGCGUGGAGAAGAGCCGCGUGGAGAUGGAGGCGAAGGUGGAGGAGGAGAGAAAACGAGUGGAGGGUCGGAUCGAGGAGCUGAAGGCGCAGUCGGUGGAGAUCGCGAAGCGAUUGGAGGCUCCGAAGGUGGUGGAGGAAAAGAAGGAGGAGGAAAAAAAGAAGGUGGAUAGUCAUUUACUGGAUAUCGGAGGGGAUAGCGAGGGAGAAAUGGAGGAAGAGACGAAGGAAAAGGAAAAGGAAAAGGAAAAGGAAAAGGAAAAGGAAAUGGAGGUGGAAGAAAAGGAGAAGAAGGAGGAAGAAGAGAAAAUGGAGGAGGAAAAAGAAGCGAAGGAGGAAGCGAUGGAAGAGGAAGUGAAAGAAGAACACAAAGAGGAAGUGAAAGAGGAGCCUAAAGAGGAGCCUAAGGAAGAGCCUAAAGAGGAAGUGAAAGAAGUGAUGGAAGAGGAAAUGAAAGAAGAACACAAAGAAGAAAUGAAAGAGGAACCCAAAGAGGAAGAAGUAAAAGAAGAGCCUAAAGAGGAAGUGAAAGAAGCGAUGGAAGAGGAGGUUAAAGAAGAACCUAAAGAAGAACCUAAGGAAGAAAUGAAAGAAGAGCCUAAGGAAGAAGUAAAAGAAGAAGUAAAGGAAGAGCCCAAAGAGGAACCUAAGGAAGAAAUGAAGGAAGAAAUGAAGGAAGAAAUGAAGGAAGAAAUGAAGGAAGAACCCAAAGAAGAAGUAAAAGAGGAACCUAAGGAAGAAGUAAAGGAAGAAGUAAAGGAAGAGCCUAAAGAACAAGUAAAGGAAGAGCCCAAAGAGGAAAACCCUUCUUCCACAAAUCAAUCUGCCCCGACGGCCCCUCGCAGCCCCUUGCGAACUCCCAGAAAGCCCAGACACCCCAAAGACGAUGAUGAAGAGGAAUACAAAGAAAACGAAGUCCUGACUCCUCGGAGAAGAACGAGGUCCAACUCGAAUGUCGGCUCGCCUCGCAAGAGUGCCCGCAUCGCUCGCCUGCGAAGCCCUGAGAUGUCUCCAGUCCGCUCGCCUCGUAGAUCUGCUCGUGCUCAUUAG
Messenger RNA from Blastocystis hominis, 1449 nucleotides. RefSeq lists its product as hypothetical. The transcript is spliced from 2 exons. The record is from RefSeq and is a predicted model, not a curated record. Lineage: Eukaryota; Bigyra; Opalinata; Blastocystidae. Bases 1 to 1449 code for a protein of 482 amino acids.